AUGACUCGAGAGAAACUAGAACAAUUUACGCUCAGAGUCAAAGAGGAACUUGACAAAGAAAGAGAGGAACGAAACUACUUUCAGCUAGAGCGAGACAAAAUCAGAACCUUCUGGGAAAUUACUAGACAACAACUCGAUGAAGCAAAAGCUGAACUGAGAAAUAGGGAAAGAGCUACAGAAGAAGCGCAAGAAGAAAAUGAAGCUAUUCUGGAGACGGAAAAACAGAAAAUUAAGCAUUUAAAAUAUGAACAACAAGCGGCUGCAGCGGCUUUAAGAGCUGAGAACUUAGUAGCACUGAAAGCAGCCAAAGAAGAGCAUGCCGAACAAGAGUUGGAAUUGCUUAAUGAUAAAAGAACUUUGAGGCAAGAAAUGCGAGAAAAGGUUCUAGCAGCACAAGAUGAGUUAAGGCGAGCUAAACUUGUACACGCUGAAGAGUUAUCCAAAACCAGAGAGAUGUUUGAAGAGCGUGCAAGACAGAUAGAGGAUAAAGCUGAAAAGAAACUUCAUGAAACCAAGGUUGAGCUAACAGUUAAGCACAGAACAGAAAUAGCAGAAGUAGAAGAGAGAAAGAAUAAACAACUCUCGGAAUUGAUAGCGCACCACGAAAGAGCGUUUUCAGAUUUGAAAAAUUAUUAUAACGACAUAACUUUGAAUAACCUUGGAUUGAUCAGCAGUUUGAAACAACAAAUGGAAGAUAUGCAGAAAGUGAAAGAGCGAGCCGAGAAAAUAGCAAGGGAUGCAGUCGCAGAGUCGAAAAGUUUGAGAGAACCACUCGAGGCAGCCAUUAUUGAUAACAAGGAGCUGAAGCGACAGAUGUCUAAUUAUGAUAGGGACAAAGCGGCGUUAGCUGCGAAAACUAAACAGUUAGCGAGUUUGGAGAAACAGUUUGAAGUUCUUAAAUGGGAGUAUGAGGUGUUACAAGUGCGUUUCGACAGGGUCUUAGGGGAGAGAGAUGAACUAAAGGCCAGAUUCUCCAGAGCGGUGCUAGAAGUCCAGCAAAAAUCUUCCUUGAAAACGGCUCUACUAGAAGCGAAACUGAAAAACUUAGAAGGUAGAGACUUAGGGCCCAGAGAGUUGCAUGUGAGUGAGGUUACACUUUCGCGUAGAACUACCUUGGCGGCGUCGAGGGGCGACGGGCCCUGUAGGCUGCGGGCAGGAGAGCCCGAGAGCCCGAGGGGACACCCAUAUGGGGCGUACGGCAAGGGGGAGAGGAUCCCUUCCUUCUGUAGACCGGCGAACAGGGCUGACACCCACCCGCCCCAUGUGGGACUAGCCCCAUGGAUGGAACUCUUGAAAUUAAAAGACACUCAAGUGGAAGACUUGAGAUACGAAGCUGCACGUCUCCGGAAAGCUCACGAUGAUCUCUUAGCUACUUAUGAGGCUAAACUUACUAAACUUGGAGUACCAGUUGAAGAACUGGGUUUCAAGUAA
This is a messenger RNA of Diatraea saccharalis (sugarcane borer), 1431 nucleotides long. The record is from the annotation of a GenBank genome assembly. Lineage: Eukaryota; Metazoa; Arthropoda; Insecta; Lepidoptera; Crambidae.